This is a messenger RNA of Stylonychia lemnae, 1449 nucleotides long. Lineage: Eukaryota; Ciliophora; Spirotrichea; Sporadotrichida; Oxytrichidae. The record is from the annotation of a GenBank genome assembly.
AUGAGCAAUCAAAAUUUCCAAUAUAUGUACUAAAAUAGAACUGGAGUGCCACCAGUGGCAUAGAACUAAGCUAAUUCACAGUAGUUUAGCUAUCUCAAUUCUGCAGGUCAAACAUAGUAAAAGCAAGCAUAAAUCUCAGUUGCAAGCACAGCUAAUAACAAGCCAACAAAUGCCGAAAAUAAUGAAAAAGAUGAAGUUCAAGGAAUUCUUAGAGAUAGAACACACCUCAUUGAGCUACAUACUAAUGAUCCAGAUGAAGGUCCUAGAUUGAUAUCAGACUUCAAUCCCAAAGGCAUCCCUAUCAUCGUUUAUGUUGAUCCUCCCUCUUGCUGCUACUUUAAACUUAAUGUACCGCAUGGUAUUGAAUCAUUAGAAUAAAAAUGGGGUAGACAUGCUGGUACUAUGAUACCAGGCUAUUUCUGCUGCUACUGUUCUUAUAAGAGAAUAGCAGCUAUGAUUACCAGAAACGCUAUAUAAUUCAAUGCACCAAUUAUAAACUGUCCCACUAGAGAUAACGUUAGAGUAACUGUCGAUGUCAGUAUCGAAUUUCACAUUGGUAUGGAUGAAACAAGGGAAAAAGAUUGCGAAUAAUUCUUAUAUUAUCUUGGCGCCACCUAGUUAGAAGUACUUCUUAUAUCAGAGACAGAAGAGAACAUUAGGAACUUUGUGAGAAGCGUAAAAGUAGAAUCAGUCAGAGAAUUGAAGUCAGAGGUGGCUCAUUAAAUGGUUGAAGAACUUAACAUGAGGUUCAAUAAGUAUGGUGUAUAUGUUACUUCUUGCUCAAUCUUUAAUGUGAUUAUCCCUAAAGAUCUUAGAAUAGCACUUUAACAAGCUACUACCUAUGAUGUAUUCUUGUAAAACUAAGUCAAAAUCUAAGAGAAUUUGAGGAUAAAAUUAAUGAACGAGGAAAAUAAAACUUUACUGACAUUGAAGAGAGAAAAUCAGAAGAAAAUGCUAUAACUUAAUCAUGAUUUUCUUAUGUAGGAAAUAUAUUUGCAGAAGUUCAAAGUAGUCUGUGAGACUGAGUAGCAAUAGUAAAUCAUUAAGGCCAAACAGAAUUAAGAUUUAAAAAUUAUCUAAGCUCAGGCUCAGAAAGAACAUGCUGAAUAAAGAGGUAAAAAGUUGUCAGAGUAACUAGUGGCUGAGGCAAAGGCAUAUGCUGAAGCUAAAAUAAUUGAAGUUAAUUCUAGAAAAAUAAAUAUGAUCUAAUCAGCCUAAACUAGACUAUAAUAUGCAAAGUUAAGGUCUAAUGGACUUAUGCUAGAGGGUGAUGCUGAAGGAUCCUAGACACAGAACUUACAAAACAAAAGACAGCAUGAGGAAAGAAUGGCCUCUGUUAAUAAUUUCGUAUAACUAGUAAAGGAAAAUUCGAUUAUUAUUGGUGGCAAAACUGGCGAAGAAUUCCUAAACUACUUCAAAGAGACCUAAGAUUUAAUAAAUUAGAAUUGA